Symbiodinium necroappetens is the source of this 916-nucleotide messenger RNA. Lineage: Eukaryota; Dinophyceae; Suessiales; Symbiodiniaceae. The record is from the annotation of a GenBank genome assembly.
GCAAUACUCUUGGGGUUGCUUUGACGAGGCCAGUCAUGCUUGUCAGUGCACCGUGUCCGAGCGAGCCUGCGACACAGCGGCGGGCAAAUUCUGGGCACAUGAGUGCUGGUCCUGCUGCCACGGCUCUGCUUGGGGCUGCUUCGUACCGGGAAAUGGCCCAGAGUCCGGCUGCCACUGCAACCUCUACGAGGGUGCGUGCGCCCUUGACUUUCCUGACGCAACUUGGUCCCACCAGUGCUUCGAGUGCGAAGAGGAUUCCGUGCAGAAGGAUGCGGAGGCGGCUAUGGACGAUGGGGGAGUCGGGGUUGCCGUGGCCGUGUCCGUUUCCGUCACAGUCGUUGUGAUUGCUGCAUGCAUUGGCAUCUACUGCCUCUGGGCCAAGAUGAGGAAGCCAAAGCCGGUGAACGAGCCGUACAACAGCCCUCAGUUCAAUCAGUCAGACGUGGUGGUGGGCCUCGCUGUGUCGGGUUCGGCUCCAUCCCCGGCCUGGGAGGUUUUGGAGGGCUACCACGCCAAGGGCGUCCUGAAAGCCAUCGGCGUGAGCAACUUCAACAAGUCUGCUCUGGACUGGGCCGUGGAGUUCUCGGCACAAAUGGGCAAGUUGGCUUGGUUGGCUUGGGUUUGGGAGUCACUGAUGAAGACGGCCAAGGUGAAACCUGCUGUGAACCAGAUUGAGCUGAACGUCUUGGAGUACGAUGCCGAGGCAUUGGCGUACGCUGAGUCCUUGAACAUUACUGUGGAAGCCUACUCUCCCGUCGGUCGCAGUGGCCAUUCUGGAGACAUCAGUGGCAACAAGGUCAUCCAGGGUGUUGCUGCCAACCACAACAUCAGCACCUAUCAGGUUGCCUUGAAGUGGAUCGUUCAGCAUGGGCGGCUCUUGACCUUUCAGUCGAGCUCAAGUGCACACCAGGCCUGA